Oryza brachyantha (malo sina) is the source of this 363-nucleotide messenger RNA. RefSeq lists its product as uncharacterized. Bases 1 to 363 code for a protein of 120 amino acids. NCBI's taxonomy places the organism in Eukaryota, Viridiplantae, Streptophyta, Magnoliopsida, Poales, Poaceae. The transcript is spliced from 2 exons. The record is from RefSeq and is a predicted model, not a curated record.
AUGGCGAGGCGGCAGCCAUCAUCGUCAGCCGUGUACUGCUUCGUCGUCCUCCUCCUCAUCGUCAGCCUCGGCGCCGCCAUUGCAACGACGGCGGCGUCGACGUGCGAGGAGGACCUGGAGGAGCUGACGCGCAGCUGCGAGGUGUACUUCCGGUUCCCGGCGGAGCCGAGGGUGGCGCCGUCGGCGGCGUGCUGCGGCGUGGUGAGGGAGGUGGACGUGGCGUGCCUGUGCGCCAUGGUGACGCCGGAGGUGGAGAAGAACGUGUGCAUGGACAAGGUCGUCUACGUCGCCGCCUUCUGCAACAGGCCCUUCCUGCCUGGCUCCUACUGCGGCAGUUAUCACAUUCCCGGGCCGGUCGUGUAA